This is a messenger RNA of Daphnia pulicaria, 3965 nucleotides long. RefSeq names its product serine/threonine-protein kinase 26-like (gene GckIII). The coding region runs from base 504 to 2810 and encodes 768 amino acids. Gene Ontology annotation, biological process: protein phosphorylation. Gene Ontology annotation, molecular function: protein kinase activity; ATP binding. NCBI's taxonomy places the organism in Eukaryota, Metazoa, Arthropoda, Branchiopoda, Diplostraca, Daphniidae. The transcript is spliced from 10 exons. The record is from RefSeq and is a predicted model, not a curated record.
UUUAGACACUUUUUCCCCUGAGCCAGAGAGAACAGAACAGAACCGAACAGAAAAGGCAAAACCUUCCACAGUCAUUGACCAAGUUGCUGGCGAACCAGCAGCUUACCAGACUCUCUUUUUUUUUCGGUGUUGGUUGCAAGUGCGCCUCUGUGUCUCUCUCUCUGUGUCUGUGUGAGUGUGCUCGUGUGUUCGUGUCGUUUUUAGCCUUUGAGCUGCCAAAUUGCACAAGUGAAACAUUCGCCAUGGGCUAAAGAACAACACCCAAAAAUGAACGACCAAAUCUUUCGCUUCCGUUCCAACAGUGUCUAGUGCCUGACUUUGAAGGAGUUUCAAUUUUAUUUUUAAUUUAAAUUUUUUUUUUUUUAAUUUCUUCUUGAAAUUCACUGAAUUUUUUGGGGGGGUUUGAUUGGAAGAAAUCAAAAGAAGAAAUAUAUCUUGGAGAGGGGUGGGGUGUGGAGGAGUCGUCGUAUGUGGACUGGCGGCGGCCGUGAGUGAGUUGAGACAUGGGCAUCAUCGGCGAGAUGAAGCGCGACAAAUCGUUGGGAAGCAGCGCCAGCAGUGGCAACAGUAGCAGUGGCAACCGGAGCGGCAGCAGUUUGUCGAGCGACCGGCCUCGCCCGCUCUCGGCCUUCUGGGGCGGACUCGGCUCCAAAUCCUCGUCGCCCAAAUCGGAGCCUGUCGUGCCCAAGGGCUACAAGCUCAAGCACUCGUACGGAGGAUCUACCGGACACUUGGACGCCUACGGAGCCGGAAUGGGUGGCGGGAUGAGACCGGCUGUCUCCAUGCCCGUAGUGGCGGCCGCCGCUGCUGCUGCCCACCACCUUCCGGUGGCGUCGCCCAGCAGCCGGAACAAUACCACCAGCAGCAGCAGCAGUAGUGGCAGUCAUCCCAUUAGCGGGUCCAACAACAUCAACAAACAUCAUCGCCACCAACAACAUCGCAACAGUUUGCCGCCGGCCUUGAUUCAACAUCCUUCGCUGCAGCAGCGACCCAAUCAGCAACGGCCACCGUCGCGUGCAAUCAGCACCGGUGGCUUAACGUCCCGGAUGAAAGUGGAUCCCGAAUUGAUCUUCACCAAACAGGAGAGGAUCGGCAAGGGCUCGUUUGGCGAAGUGUUUAAAGGCAUCGACAACCGGACGCAGCAGAUCGUGGCCAUCAAAAUCAUCGACCUGGAAGAAGCCGAAGAUGAGAUCGAAGACAUCCAGCAAGAGAUUAUGGUGCUGUCGCAGUGCGACAGCCCUUACGUCACUCGCUACUACGGAUCCUACCUCAAAGAGACGAAACUGUGGAUCAUUAUGGAGUACCUGGGCGGCGGUUCGGCGCUCGACCUGAUGAAGGCCGGCCAUUUCGACGAAAUGCAAAUCGCCAUCAUCCUCCGCGAAGUGCUCAAGGGCUUGGAGUACCUUCACUCCGAACGCAAACUCCAUCGCGACAUUAAAGCUGCCAACGUGUUGCUGAGCGAGCAGGGCGACGUGAAAUUGGCGGAUUUCGGCGUUGCCGGCCAGUUGACCAACACGACCAGCAAGCGCAACACCUUUGUGGGAACGCCCUUCUGGAUGGCACCUGAAGUCAUCAAGCAAUCAGCCUACGACUCAAAAGCGGACAUAUGGUCGCUGGGCAUCACGGCUAUCGAACUUGCCAAAGGGGAGCCACCCAAUUCCGAUUUGCAUCCCAUGCGCGUCCUCUUCCUCAUCCCAAAGAACAAUCCGCCUCAAUUGACGGGCAAUUACUCCAAGCAGUUUAAGGAGUUUGUCGAAGCUUGUCUCAAUAAAGAUCCAGAAAAUAGGCCAACGGCCAAGGAGCUGCUGAAAACGCCUUUCAUCCGCAAGGCCAAAAAGAAUCCCUACCUGAUCGACCUGAUUGACCGCUUCAAAAAAUGGCGGAUGAUGCACAACGGCGACAGUGGCACCGAUUCCGACAAUUCCGACUCUGAGGGCUCUCACACGGACAACGACGCCAGCGAUCCGUGGAUCAACACGGUGACGAGCAUCGAGUCGAUCGUGGCCCGCAGUGGCUACCCGUCGGAUUGGAGCGACAACGGAGGAGAUAACAAAGAGUCGACCACCAGCAGCAGCAGCACCAACAAGGUGUUGUCAUCCUCUGAGCAGCAGCAGCAGCAGUCACGUUCCCCGCCAUCUUCAGCGCCGGUCAAGAGUCCGAUGAACGGGAAUUCCGUGACGGUUGUCGCGGCCGUCGCCUCGUCCACCACCACCAACUCCUCGGGCGAUCGAAACCUGUCACGAUCCGAUGCCGAGCUAUCCAAAUCGCCUCCCAAAGAGUUGUCCAGUCCCAGCAAACAACCAGACCAGAACAACAGGAGGUUACAGGCCAGCCCUUCCAGGGCCGGCGAGGUCGGAGUCAGGAGAUUUGAGGAGCCGGAACGGGACAGAGACAGUCGCACUGAACAUCAUCAUCAACAGCAGCAGCAGCGAAGCCGUGGUGAAAAGCAACAGGCCCCGCCUCCACCCAUUAAGGAUCUCAACCGGCGCAAUAAUGACGAGCCGGACACUACGACAAAACCUCACAGAUCCUCGCAGCAGCAGCAGCAGCACAAUUCGAGGCCAAAGAAUGCCGUGCCCACCGUCAUCUCGCCCCUCCUUGUCGACCUAUCAAAGAGGUAUCGCGGUGGCAACGGUGGCAACGGUAAAAGUCCGCUGGAUGAAUUGCUCCACGCUUUCGAGAUGGCCGAGAGGUCCAGUCCAGGCGUCACGGAACUCUUUGUUCGAGAUUUGCUGGCCAAAAUGGUGCCCAACAUGACCGAGUCCCGCGUCAAAUCUGUCGUCGAUCGAAUGAUUAGAGAUUCAUCCUAGGUGACACGAGAGACCUAAUUCAAGCGAAAUUUGAAACAAAAAGAAGAAGAAGCUGAUCGUACUUAUCGAGUGAGAAAAAUUUUGUUGUGUCUAACCCGAUGACGACGCCAUCAUCAUCACCCAUUCCCUCCCCUCCUCUCGUCUUUGUUUUACAUAUAAUUAAACAAACAAACAAAAAAUAAGAGAAUCAGAAGAAUAAGGAAAAAAAGAGACAGAAAAGAAGAGAAUAGCUGAUAUAACUAUUGUUAAUCAUUUCCCCCCUCCUGUUAUUUGUAUCCGGAGCGGUUCCUUCCGCCCUCCCACAGCUCCGAGAGUGUGUGCGUGUAUGUUGUGUGUGCCGUAGAGAGAGAAAUGUUGUCGAUGGAGGGGAGGAGAAGGAUCCGGGGAAUUUUCAAAAAAUAUUUCUUUUUUUUUUUCUUUCAAAAAAUUUAAAAAUAAGAAAAUCAAUUUAUUAUUAAUAAGGGGAGAAAAGAGAGUCCUAGCGUGAUUGUGUUAUAUAUAUAACUACCUUGUGGAGAAAAAAAUGUUUUUCCCCCCUCUCUUUCCUUCUCUCUGUGGUUGAAAUUUAAACAUUUUUUCGUUGUUGUUUUCAUUUAAUUGAGAAUGCAAACGGAAAGUCACAAAAAAAAAACGAAUAGAAGAAAAAGUUGUUUUGUUUUUGGGGUAGUCGUGCGCUACACUUAAAAAAGUCUUUAGGGAUGGAAGAUUUUUUUGAACCAUAGGAUUUGAAACAGUUGAGAAAAAAAAAAUCAAAUUUUUUAUUGGUGUGUGGUGUAAUUAUAAAGAAAAAACCUUGUUGCAAGUCCUUUUUGAUUCUUCCAACGUAUUUAGUGAAAAAGUUAAACAAAAAAACAUCAUUCGGUUCAAUUCUCUCCCCAGGCUCCUACAUUUCUUUUGUUUGGUUGUUUCAUUUCCGCUCGCCUCUACAUUUUGCGUGUGUGUUUGUAAUAUCUUUUUUAGGGUUUUCUUUGUACAGACCUUCUACCCCCCAUCCCCCUUUCUCUCCCCGUUUUUUGCAAAUAGUUAAAGAAAAGAGCAAAAGAAAAAUUUAAAAGGAAAAAAUACCGUGAAUGUUUUUUCAUACCACACACUUCCCUCCUCCUCUCCCAUCCAUCAAAAUGAUUUAAACUAAUACAAAAUUUCAACAACUCCAAA